This is a messenger RNA of Lolium rigidum, 2137 nucleotides long. Its product is annotated as WD repeat-containing protein 20-like. NCBI's taxonomy places the organism in Eukaryota, Viridiplantae, Streptophyta, Magnoliopsida, Poales, Poaceae. The coding region runs from base 16 to 1704 and encodes 562 amino acids. The transcript is spliced from 11 exons. The record is from RefSeq and is a predicted model, not a curated record. Gene Ontology annotation, molecular function: protein binding.
GCCCGGCGCGUGGGUAUGGCGACGUCGUCGUCGGCUGGUGGGGGCGGCGCGGCCGGGGGCGCGCCCGGUCUCAAGACCUACUUCAAGACCCCCGAGGGCCGGCACAAGCUGCAGUACGAGAAGACCCACUCCCCCUCCGUGCUGCACUACAACCACGGCGCCGGCGGCAAGACCGUCUCCGAGAUGACGGUGGCAUAUCUGAAGGAGAAACCAGUGGGGCAGGGUUCUACACCUUCAACACCAAGUUCCGGCAGCGGUAUGCGAUCUGCAGCUGCGAGACUGCUUGGUACCGGGAAUGGGAGCCGAACACUCAGCUUUGCGGGAAACAAUGGUGUCAACAGGGCUGUUUCAGGGAGCAGCCGUGUGGGUGGAGGCAUCGGUAUGUCAACGAGCGUUAGUGGAUCACAAGCAGUGGUGAACUACGAUGGCAAGGGCACAUACAUCAUCUUCAAUACUGCUGAUACACUCUUCAUCAGUGAUCUCAACUCACAUGACAAAGAUCCAGUCAAGUCCAUCCACUUCAGCAACUCAAACCCGCUUUGUCAUGCAUUUGACUCGGAGGCCAAAGAGGGCCACGACCUGAUCAUUGGAGUAUGGUCAGGAGAUGUCUACUCCAUGUCAUUGAGGCAGCAGUUGCAAGAUCCUGGAAAGAAGCCUGUUGCAUCUCAACAUUUUAUCAAUAAAGAGAAGGAUGGAACUGCCAACAGCCGAUGUACUUGUGUUGCAUGGGUGCCGGAGCGCGAUGGCAUAUUUGUUGUCAGUAAUGCUGAUGGAAAUCUCUACGUUUAUGACAAAUCCAAGGAUGGAAAUGCUGACUGGACAUUUCCAACUGUAAAAGAUCAAAGUCAGCUGAUGAUUUCACAUGCAAAGUCCAAUAAGAGCAAUCCUACUGCAAGAUGGCACAUCUGUCAAGGUGCAAUCAAUGCCAUUUCAUUUUCCCCUGAUGGAACGUACAUGGCUACUGUUGGUCGAGAUGGCUACUUAAGAGUAUUUGACUUCGCGAAAGAACUACUAAUAUUUGGUGGGAAAAGCUACUAUGGUGCUCUUUUGUGUUGCUCAUGGAGCGCGGAUGGAAAAUAUUUAUUAUCAGGUGGGGAAGAUGAUCUUGUACAAGUAUGGAGCAUGGAUGACAGAAAGAUGGUUGCAUGGGGCGAGGGGCAUACAUCAUGGGUUAGCUCGGUUGCAUUUGAUUCAUAUUGGUCCCCACCAAAUUCUGAUGAAGCAGUAGAAAGUGUGAUGUAUCGCUUUGGCUCUGUUGGUCAGGAUACUCAACUGCUUCUCUGGGAUCUGGCAAUGGACGAGAUUGCUGUGCCACUACGACAUCCUUCCAGCGGCUCCCCAACAUUUAGCAGUGGAAGCCCUUCUGCACACUGGGACAGUGCAUGCCCUCCUCCUACUGGUGUUCUUCAGCCUUCUCCACGGAUGCGAGACGUACCGAAGCUCUCACCCCUUGUGGCACACAGAGUACACGCUGAUCCCCUGUCUGGCUUAGAAUUCACCAGUGAAUCAAUUGUCACCAUAUGCCGUGAGGGGCAAAUAAAAAUCUGGGCCAGACCAGUCCACAGUGAGAACAGCCAGCGGCCAAAUUCUUCUGAACUGUUAGCUGGCAAUGCCAUCUCAAAGGAUAAGAUGAUAACAUCACCAAAUAAGGCAGGUGCCGUCAGCUCUAGCUUCAAGCAACCAUCAUCUGUUCUUUACUCGUGACCAAAGGCUUCUGCUUGCAUUUUUAUCAUGCUUGCUUGGCCAUGGCUACUCAUAUCUUGUCACUAAUGUGGCGAUUAGUGAACAGGGCUUCGCUGGGAAAUCUUCCAGCAAUGGAAGCGUACUCGAUAGAUGUCUUAUGUGUCAAAAGAAAAAUAACGGAACUUGGUCCUGUACAGAUACAGACAUUGUCCUGAGAUGAAUAGUACAAGUUUACGGGUUGUGUUCCAUAUCAUUUGGCUAGUCUUCCGUAACAUCUCAAUAGAUUAGAGUAUGUACCAAUUCUUUGCAUAGUAACUUGACUGUCUAGGCGCUCUUGAGGCUGCAGAUCAUAUUCCAUUUGGCUCCCUGAGACGUUGCUUUCUGCUUAUCUCCAUGGAACUGUAAACUACUAUUGUUUUAUACAACGUUUUCAAAUCUAGUUGGCUUUGUGUUC